GUCAGAUUCGAAAAAGUAGCGUCCUGCGCACCAACCACCAGCUUCGAUGACGACCUCGCCACCACCCCAUGCUGCCGCCACGGACACGCCACCUGCCAAGGACAAGGCCCGAUGGGGCAAGUGGACGCCGGAAGAAGAAGCCUACACGAGCCGCCUCAUCGCCGACUUCACCGCAGGCGUGUUGACCGACAUCGAGAACGGCACAACGAUGCGGUCGUGGCUGAGUGCGCAGCUGCGGUGCUGCCCCAUGCGCAUCUCCAAGAAGUUUGUGGGCGAGCAGAGCAUUGGUAAGCGCAUGUUUGAACGCAACGAGGGCCGGCUGCUGGACAUGUCCGACGCCCAAGUGGCCAAGCGGCAGUCGGAGCUCAAGGAACUGCGGGAUGCGUUCAACGAGAGCUGGGUACGUGAGGAGCGCGAGCGAGAAGAGCACAAGGCGAAUGGCACGCGAAAGCGGAAGCGAAACCGAAGCAAGACGGCGGCCAAGGCGACCUCAUCCAUCAACACGUCAUUGCUACGACACGCGUCGAACAUCGCGGCCAAGAAACUACCUUCUCCUCCUCGUCCUCCUCAACCCUCAGCCCUAUCGCAUUUGCAAGCCAAGGCGGCACCAACAUCAUCACCAGCAGCAGCUGCUUCGUUCUCCACAGUGAGCGGUUCGCACCAUGUCACAACGUCCGUCCAGUCGGUCACGGCAUCCCUCACGUUUCUUCAAAAGUUCGCUGCUGGACAAGGUGUUCAACCCUCUAGUCAGCCUGUGACACCGUCAGACAAGGUAGCCUUGCGAUACAAGAACACACCCACCACACAGCCACCACCACCACCCUCGUACACGUGUAGCCCCAUCAAGAGGCGCAAAGCGGUCCAUUCGUCUUCCCAUGUUCAUCCGCCCAUCCAGACCGUGGCGGCGGCCCCACUGGCCACGCCCAAGUUGACGUUCCUGGAGCAACUAUCAACGCCCAACCAAGAUGACGGCGGCCCACAAGAGGACUUGGGCCAUGGCGAGUUUGAUUGCUCAUUCGACUUUUUGGACGCAGACGACUCGAUCGACGCAUUGUGUCUGCUCGGAGACGAUGAGUACGCUCUCUGCUGCGACGGGGGGAAAGACUGUGACACGGUGCUGUCGCCCACGGCGGUGGCAGACCAGGCGACGUGGCCAAUGCUGGGUGGCGUCCUCUCCUGUGACGUUGCCACAGCGACAUCGUUCUACGAUAGUUUGUUCGAAAUGAGUUGCUACUAAAGCGAACUUUUUUACUACAUUGACUAUCCAACCAACGCCAUAUACUGGUCGGAUAUGAACUUAUUACUCCUCUAGCACAUUGAGUACUUCGAAGUACUAUACAAGUUCAAUAUAGAUCAUGUACUACCAGGGAGU
Molecule: messenger RNA, 1372 nt
Organism: Aphanomyces astaci
Lineage: Eukaryota; Oomycota; Saprolegniomycetes; Saprolegniales; Verrucalvaceae
Exons: 1
Coding region: 47-1237 (396 amino acids)
Source: RefSeq, a predicted model, not a curated record